Molecule: messenger RNA, 735 nt
Organism: Aegilops tauschii subsp. strangulata
Lineage: Eukaryota; Viridiplantae; Streptophyta; Magnoliopsida; Poales; Poaceae
Source: RefSeq, a predicted model, not a curated record
AUGUCAGAGGGCAGUGACAGUCAGAACAAGUCUGAGGAGAAUGUCAACCUUAGUGAGGGCACUAGUCCCUCCAACAUCAGUUAUGAUGAUGGAAGCAGAAGCACUCCCAACAACUUGCCUAAGGCAACAACCAGGACAAGGAAGAAGAGAACUUCAGAAUCUGAGGAUGAAGAUUUUGUCAUUGAGGAGGAGGUGACUUCCAAGAAGAAAGUGAUCAAGAAGGAGUAUGUUGCUGCUGCUGCCACCAGGGCAGGACAAAAGCAAAAGCUACCAGCCAAGAGAGCACCAGUAUCCAAAAUCAGACAGUCUAGAGUUGCUCAAGAGCAAGAAGCUGUUGCUGCAGCAAGCGGUGCUGGAAAGGAGAAGAAAGAAAGGAAAGGAGGAAGAUGGUGCGAACUUGUAGGUCCAAUGGCUGAGUUUGAAAAGCAUUCAUCAAAUGAAGAUGAGGAGGAGGAAGAGCCAGCUGCACCUCCACCAAAGACACAAAAGCUUAUGGGGUAUGCCAUAAGGACUUGGGCUGAUUCAUCUAAGCCCAAGUCUGCCCCCAAGCCUUCAGCUCAAGAUCAAGCUCCAAAACCAUCUUCACCAAAGAGAUCUACCAGGAAAAUCCCUGCUGCUGAGGAAAACAAGGCCCCAGUGCUUGAGGCUCAAGAAGAUGAAGAGGAGCAAGUGCUUAGAAAAUUGAAGCCCAAGAUUCCAGACACGAUGAUGAUCAUCCAGUGGCUGAAAACAUGA